AUGUUGCGUAACAAAGUUUUGAUUAAUCUUCUAUUAGAAGAAAUAGAAGACGAAGAAAUUAUUAUUGAUCAAGUCAUGACGAAAGAAGUUCAUGAUAUGUUUCAAUCCAGAAAAAAAGAAGGAUUUUUUAGUAUCUUAAUUGAAAAACAUUUGUUUAGCGAUGAAAAAAAAUUCAGAGAAUUUUUUAGAUUAAGCUGGGAACAAUUUAACUAUGUUCUUAAUUUAAUUGAAGACGACAUAAAAUCAAAUCGCACCAACAGAGUGAGAGAGCCUAUUUCACCGGCGGAGAAAUUAGCUGUAACUUUAAGGUAA
Molecule: messenger RNA, 312 nt
Organism: Macrosiphum euphorbiae (potato aphid)
Lineage: Eukaryota; Metazoa; Arthropoda; Insecta; Hemiptera; Aphididae
Source: the annotation of a GenBank genome assembly